AUGGAUUGCCUGAUGCUCGUGGUCUACUUGAACUUUGAUCUGAUUCCUGGAUGGUUUAAAGGGUCGAGCUUCAAGAUUAUUGGGGAUUUUCAAGAGGAAAAAGGUGAAUCGAUUGUUGGAGGGACCGGAGAGUUUGCAUAUGCACAAGGUGUCAUCUCCUUCAACAAGAUCCAAUUGGCCGAAGGAAAUGUCAGGGAGCUUAACGUCCGUGCUUUGUGCCUCUUUUUGACAAAACCAGAUGAAAUGUCUUGCUCAAAGACACCGGUGCAGAGCUCUGUCAUGAAGAUUGGCCCAUGGGGUAAAAUAAGUGGGGAAUUCCUUGAUGUCCCCAAGACUCCGGAACGUCUAGAAACCGUGACAAUUCGCAGCGGCGUCGUUGUUGAUUCGCUCGCAUUUUCCUUCGUCGAUCAAGCCGGUGGACAACAUACUGUUAGCCCAUGGGGGGACCACGAGGGAAUGACAAAAACACGCGUGAUUUUCUCAAACAUGCAAAUCCGGCUGGCUCCUUCUGAAAUCGUGACGGAAGUCUCUGGGACGACUGGCACUUUCAGAGAAGACGACAUUGAAUACAACGUCAUAGCUUCGCUCACAAUCGUCACCAACGUCAAGCCAUAUGGGCCAUUUGGAAUUCCUCAGAGCACACACUUCAGCGUCCCCAUUCAGGAAGGCGGCAGCAUCGUGGGUUUCUUCGCGUGUGCCGGGAAAUACGUGGAGGCACUCGGGGUUUACGCGCGUCCGCCGUCUGUUCAAAACUAGCCCGAUAUAGUGUUCCUUUUGUCACUGUGUGGAAAAUAAGGAUGUGCCGGCCGGCUGGCCUCCAUUGUGUUAUCCUUAAUUUCUCUCUACCGUCGAUAUUUCCUUCUGUCACUGUGUGGAAAAUAAGGAUGUGCCGGCCUUUUGUUUGUGUGCGUUGCGCUUGCCUUGC
Messenger RNA from Brachypodium distachyon (stiff brome), 925 nucleotides. Its product is annotated as protein GOS9-like. The record is from RefSeq and is a predicted model, not a curated record. Gene Ontology annotation, molecular function: carbohydrate binding. NCBI's taxonomy places the organism in Eukaryota, Viridiplantae, Streptophyta, Magnoliopsida, Poales, Poaceae.